GCGGAAGCGCUUUCUCUCCCAGGGUGCAGUUCGCGAGGGGGUACCGAAGGCUCCCUCAGGAUUCUGUGAGGAGAAGGAGCGGCGCGGGCGGGCGGAGGCGGCGCCGUGGCGGCGGCGGCGGCGGCGUUUGGUGCUCGGUCCAAGAUGGCGGUGCAGGAGUCGGCCGCUCAGCUCUCGAUGACUCUGAAGGUGCAGGAGUACCCCACGCUCAAGGUGCCGUACGAAACGCUGAACAAACGUUUCCGAGCUGCUCAGAAAAACAUUGACCGAGAGACCAGCCACGUGACUAUGGUUGUAGCAGAGCUGGAGAAGACGCUGAGCAGCUGCCCAGCUGUGGAUUCUGUGGUUAGUCUCCUUGAUGGAGUAGUUGAAAAACUCAGUGUUCUGAAAAGAAAGGCAGUGGAAUCAAUCCAGGCUGAAGACGAGAGUGCAAAACUAUGCAAGCGCAGGAUUGAGCAUCUCAAGGAGCACAGCAGUGACCAACCAGCUGCUGCUAACAUGUGGAAGAAAAAACGCAUGGAUCGUAUGAUGGUGGAGCAUCUCUUGCGAUGUGGCUAUUACAAUACAGCUGUAAAGCUGGCCAGGCAAAGUGGUAUUGAGGAUCUGGUAAAUAUUGAGAUGUUCCUGACUGCCAAAGAAGUAGAAGAAUCCUUGGAAAGACAAGAAACAAUGACUUGCUUAGCUUGGUGUCAUGAUAACAAAUCUAGGCUCAGGAAGAUGAAGCAUUCCUCUAAGAGCUGUCUGGAGUUCAGCCUAAGGAUUCAGGAGUUCAUUGAACUUAUUCGACAGAACAAGAGACUGGAUGCUGUCAGACAUGCAAGGAAGCAUUUCAGCCAGGCUGAAGGAAAUCAACUGGACGAGGUACGACAGGUGAUGGGAAUGUUGGCCUUCCCUUCAGAUACUCAUAUCUCUCCUUACAAGGAUCUUCUGGACCCUGCCCGGUGGAGGAUGCUAAUCCAGCAGUUUAGAUAUGAUAACUACAGGCUGCAUCAGCUGGGGAACAACUCUGUCUUUACUAUAACACUCCAGGCCGGGCUUUCAGCUAUAAAAACACCACAAUGUUAUAAAGAGGAUGGCAGUUCCAAAAACCCUGACUGCCCUGUUUGUAGCAAAUCCCUAAAUAAGCUGGCUCAGCCUCUGCCAAUGGCACAUUGUGCCAACUCCCGACUAGUCUGCAAGAUUUCAGGAGAUGUGAUGAAUGAAAAUAAUCCUCCCAUGAUGCUUCCAAAUGGAUAUGUGUAUGGAUACAAUUCUUUGCUUUCUGUUCGUCAAGAUGAUAAAGUAGUUUGCCCAAGAACCAAAGAAGUCUUCAACUUCUCACAAGCUGAGAAGGUCUACAUUAUGUAAUUCCCUCGUACAUACAAUGAAGUGCCGCUGGAAUUU
Molecule: messenger RNA, 1383 nt
Organism: Podarcis muralis (Common wall lizard)
Lineage: Eukaryota; Metazoa; Chordata; Lepidosauria; Squamata; Lacertidae
Source: RefSeq, a predicted model, not a curated record